UAUAUGUGUGCAUGAUUUUUUUGGGUAGUGUUACUGUUGCGUAGUUGAGAGAGAGUGAGUGAGAGAGGAGAGGAGAGGAGAGGAGAGGAGAGAAAAAAAACACAAUCUUUUCGUCUUUUAAUCUUUUAAUCUACAAAUCUUGAUUUUUUCACGAUUCAAAUGAUGGGGUUUUCAUAAAUUACUUCUUGAUUUUUACAUUAGGGUCUUUGAAAUCGUUAGGAAUGAUUCAAUUCUUUUUCAUUAGGGUUUAAAUUUGUUAAAAAAAAAUCUGGGUUUUUGAUAAAGAUCACUAUGGAGUUCUUCAAACUGCCAAUGGCUGGAAUGUGUUGUUCAAAAUCUGGAUCUUUCUUGAGCUUUGGGUUUGAACAAGUUAUGGCGGCGGUUGAAUUGCAUUCAUGGUAAAGAUUUCUUCAACCAUCAUCAUCUCCCCAGAGUGUGUGUUUUUCGGAAUCCGAUGAUCAUUUUGAGGUAAACUUUUUAAAUUUUCUUACAUCAAAUUCUUUGAUUCUUUUCAAUUGCUCAUACACAUUUCACAUUCAUAUUCUUUAUUGCACAUACAUUCAUACGUUUUUAUUCAAUUCAUUGGAUUCCAUUUUUAAAAACCCUUUCUUUGUUUCUUUUAACUACACACACUCUCUCAUUUUCUUGAUUUCUUUUCACAAACAUUUAUAAUUUGACUGAAUUUGAUUUAUACAUAUCUAUAUAUUUACAUUUAUAUACACGAGAGCGAAAGUGAAGAACUUUGGAAGGUUUUAAAGAAUGUUGGCUGGGUGUUCUUCUUCUACAUUUAGUAACUUCCCUUCAAUGAGCACACAAAGAUUGGAUUUGCCAUGCAAUACUAACUUCCCUCGUAAAGAAUCAACAAGAUCGCAGCCAGUUAUUAGACCUGUGGGCCCUAUAUCACUCGACAACAACAACAACAACAACAACACAAUAGAAGCAAGAACAACCAACUGUUCACUUAAGCACACUGUGGUAGAAAAAAAGAACGAUAUCUGGGAUAACAGAAACAAAGGGUUAAAAAGACUUUACCAAGAUGAACAAGAUGAAUCUUUUCGAGCUAAGAGGAAAAGGGGUUGCAGUAAAGUCGAAGAAUUUGGUGAAAAUGAAGAUAAUUUUUGGUUCAGCAAACAGGGGUUCGUUCUUGAUCAUUCUGCUACUUCACUUCCAUGGAGUUUUGUGAAUGAAUUAGCGGAUUUAGGUGAAAGGGGAGUUUCUUCAGGAAGCCAUAGACAGAGGGUUGUGAAUGAAACGUCAUCGGGGUCGGGAUCGGGAUCGAGGAGCAGUUCGCCGGAAAGUCAUCGGAGUUUGGAUGUAGGAGGUACGAACGGCGUAGGUGCACCAAACCCUAAUCAAAGUUUGGAUUUAUUAGCGAUUGGGAACACGAACCAUGAUGAAGAAGUUGGAUUUGAGCUUAUAAGUUUGCUUUUAGCUUGUUUGGAAGCAAUCGGUGUUAAGAACAUAGCUGCAAUUAACCAUUUCAUUUCAAAAUUAGGCGAAUUAGCGUCUCCGAGAGGCGAUUCUUCAAUCUCCAGACUUGCUGCUUAUUACACAGAAGCUUUAGCUUUAAGGGUUUCGAGAAUUUGGCCGAAUAUUUUCCAGAUUUCUAUUCCUAGAGAGAUUAAUCAGGUCGAAGAAGAGAAUGGGACAGCUUUACGUCUCUUGAAUCAAGCAACCCCAAUUCCUAAAUUCAUCCAUUUCACGUCAAACGAGAUUCUGCUAAGAUCGUUUCAAGGGAAAGACAAAGUUCAUGUUAUAGAUUUUGACGUAAAGCAAGGUCUUCAAUGGCCGAGCUUUUUUCAGAGUUUAGCUUCCAUGAACAACCCCCCGAGCCACGUCAGAAUCACCGGCGUCGGAGAAUCCAAACAGGAUCUCAUCGAGACGGGAGCUCGGCUUUCCGGAUUCGCCGAGGCCUUAAACCUAGAAUUUGAAUUCCAUCCGGUUGUUGAUAGAUUAGAAGAUGUGAGACUGUGGAUGCUUCAUGUUAAAGAAGGCGAAACUGUAGCAGUAAAUUGCGUCUUACAGCUUCACAAAAUGCUGUACGACGCCACCGGCGGCGCUCUUAGAGACUUUUUCCGGCUAAUUCGAAGCACAAACCCUAGCGUUGUGGUGAUGGCGGAGCAAGAAUCCGAGCAUAACGACGCUGUUUUGGAAAAGAGAGUAUCGAAUUCAUUGAAGUAUUAUUCUGCUAUCUUUGACUGUAUCGAUUCUGUGUUUCCAUUACAAAGUCAUUCUCGGAUCAAAAUCGAAGAAUCCUUCGGACGUGAAAUCAGAAACAUAAUCGCGUGCGAAGGGCUUGAGAGAUUCGAGAGGCACGUUGGGUUUGAUCAGUGGUGGCGGUCGAUGGCGGAGCUCGGCGGAUUCAGAAGCGUGGAGAUCAGCGAGAGGGAGUUUCUACAGAGCCAAAUGAUACUGAAAAUGUAUGAUCAUCCAUUUGGUCCGAAUUCCUUCAAAGUGGAGAAGCAGCAGCAGAGGCGGGUGUCUGAUGGCGGUGCCACCGCCGGUGUUACUCUGAGCUGGUCUGAUCAGCCUCUUUACACCGUGUCGGCGUGGGUCCCGUCGGAUGUCGCCGGAAGUUCGUCGGCGUUUCAGCAAGCAGCAGCGUGAUGUUGAAGAAGAACAGUUAGGAGGUCAGAUUGUUGGGUAUAAAGUUAACAAUUCUUUGUAGGGGUAAAAAUGUCAUUUAGAUCAUUCUUUCAUUCAUUUGUUGCAGAUAGAAAUUUCAUAUUUGUUUAAAGAAAGAGUCAAUUUUUUUUAUAUAGACAUUUGAGGGUAGAGUAAUUUAUUUAAGGGUAGUUCUUGGAGUCAUUUUCUUUUUUUAUAUUGAUUAUUAUUCAAAGUGAUUUAUUUAUUCAAGGUGAUUUAUUUAUCCAA
Lactuca sativa (garden lettuce) is the source of this 2874-nucleotide messenger RNA. RefSeq names its product scarecrow-like protein 28. The record is from RefSeq and is a predicted model, not a curated record. Lineage: Eukaryota; Viridiplantae; Streptophyta; Magnoliopsida; Asterales; Asteraceae.